GUCUCAGGAAGCAGUGUCUGCGGCCUAACGGAACUACAGAUUCCUAACAGAAAGGUUUCUGUCCGGAGCUUGCUAUCUGCUUCCGUUACAGAGCGGAAGUGUGGUUCGCCAGAGGACGACCCUUAGACGAAUUCAAUCUCUGCUGUCCGCUCGGCAGCAAUCAUGUCGAGUUUGGCGGUCAGAGACCCAGCCAUGGAUCGAUCGCUGCGUUCGGUGUUCGUGGGGAACAUUCCGUAUGAGGCGACGGAGGAGCAGUUAAAGGACAUUUUCUCGGAGGUUGGUUCAGUUGUCAGUUUCCGUCUCGUCUACGAUAGAGAGACUGGGAAGCCCAAGGGUUAUGGCUUCUGCGAGUACCAAGACCAGGAGACUGCGCUCAGUGCCAUGCGGAACCUCAAUGGGCGAGAGUUUAGUGGGAGAGCGCUUCGAGUGGACAAUGCCGCCAGCGAAAAGAACAAGGAGGAGUUAAAGAGCUUAGGCCCGGCGGCCCCCAUCAUUGACUCCCCCUAUGGGGACCCUAUCGACCCAGAAGAUGCUCCAGAAUCGAUUACUAGAGCAGUCGCCAGCUUGCCCCCAGAGCAGAUGUUUGAGCUCAUGAAGCAGAUGAAGUUGUGUGUCCAGAACAGUCACCAGGAAGCUCGAAACAUGCUACUUCAGAACCCACAGUUGGCGUAUGCUUUGCUGCAGGCACAAGUGGUAAUGAGAAUCAUGGAUCCAGAGAUUGCCCUGAAAAUUUUGCAUCGUAAGAUACAUGUCACACCACUGAUCCCAGGCAAAUCUCAGCCUGUCUCUGGACCUGGCCCUGGAGGGCCUGGGCCUAGUGGGCCUGGCGGCCCUGGCCCCGGCCCUGCCCCUGGCCUCUGCCCGGGACCUAACGUCAUGUUGAACCAACAGAAUCCUCCUGCCCCUCAGCCUCAGCAUCUGCCAAGAAGACCUGUGAAGGACAUUCCACCUCUGAUGCAGACCUCUAUCCAGGGAGGAAUUCCAGCUCCGGGGCCAAUACCAGCUGCAGUUCCUGGACCUGGUUCCUUAACUCCGGGAGGAGCAAUGCAGCCACAAGUUGGCAUGCCAGUGGUUGGUCCAGUGCCCCUAGAGCGAGGACAGAUGCAGAUAUCAGAUCCUAGACCUCCGAUGCCUCGUGGACCCAUGCCUUCUGGUGGCAUACCUCCUCGAGGACUACUGGGAGAUGCUCCAAAUGACCCACGUGGAGGGACUUUGCUCUCAGUGACUGGAGAAGUAGAGCCCAGGGGUUAUAUGGGACCACCCCAUCAGGGUCCUCCAAUGCAUCAUGGUCAUGACAACCGUGGCCCUGCCUCACAUGAUAUGAGAGGAGGACCAUUGGCAGCAGAUCCCAGAAUGCUAAUUGGAGAGCCCAGAGGUCCCAUGAUAGAUCAGAGAGGUCUACCUAUGGAUGGUAGAGGAGGUAGAGAAUCUCGAGGGAUGGAGACUCGGCCCAUGGAAACUGAGGUCUUGGAGCCACGAGGAAUGGAGAGAAGGAUGGAGACCUGCCCGAUGGAAACCAGAGGGAUGGAAGCAAGAGGCAUGGAUGCAAGAGGACUAGAGAUGAGGGGCCCUGGCCCUAGUUCCAGAGGUCCGAUGACUGGUGGAAUCCAGGGUCCUGGCCCUAUUAAUAUGGGGGCAGGUGGCCCUCAGGGACCUAGACAGGUUCCAAAUAUUGCAGGAGUGGGAAAUCCUGGAGGUACCAUGCAGGGGGCAGGUAUACAAGGAGGAGGGAUGCAGGGAGCAGGUAUGCAAGGAGGAGGGAUGCAAGGAGCAGGCAUGCAAGGAGGGGGGAUGCAGGGAACAGGCAUGCAAGGAGGGAUGCAGGGAGCUGGCAUGCAAGGAGCCAAUAAGCAAGGUGGAGGCCAGCCUAGCAGUUUUAGCCCUGGGCAGAGCCAGGUAACUCCACAAGAUCAAGAAAAAGCAGCUUUGAUCAUGCAGGUUCUCCAGCUGACUGCGGAUCAGAUUGCCAUGCUGCCUCCCGAGCAAAGGCAGAGCAUUUUGAUUUUAAAGGAACAAAUCCAGAAAUCCACUGGGGCUUCUUGAAUGGUUUUCAACUAGGAAGCACUUAGUUACUCCUUCAGAGUUGAUUCUGUGGCAUGAAGUGAUGCAAAAAGCUGUCUUCUGUGUUCGCACACUAACCAUUUAAGGUUUCCUUCUCCCUAGAUCUUAAUCUUUCUUCUAGUCCUGUCACUUUCUGCUUCCCUUUUAGCUUUUUGAUGGAGGUUAUGGAGUGGAAGGAGUGGGCCUGUUCACUUUGUCACUGUUACUCUACCACAUACCCUGAAAAUAACUACAUCAUCCACCAAGUAAGGCUAUGAGGAAGAUGCAGGAGGAAUAACAUGUCUGCACUUUGUUAACUGCGUCUUAAAAAAUCCCGAGUAAGCUGGGAACUACAUAAAAAUUGAAAGUGACUUGUUACAGUAUUGAUAUCCUAAGACGGUUUAAAGGUUUUUGGUUGUAUAUUAAACAAUGUCAGAAUGUUAAGAUACACUUUUUGGUAAACCAAAAUACUGUAGAAUAAUAAGAUUAAUGUUUAGUUAUUUUGGAGUUAUUUUGAAAUAUUGGAACUAACAGUCUGUGGUGUAGAUGUAGGUUUGUUUUGUUUUGUUUUUUUAGCAUUGUUAUCUGUAAAAAGGUAAUUUUCAUUUUUACCUGACUUUUUUGAGACAACUAAUAUUCUUGCCUGGUCCCACCUGGUGAUUUUGCAGAAUAGUUGUAGUUUCAGCUGAAUUAUAUAAAGCCUCUGAGGAGACUCAAGUGAUUUCCUAAUACAUUUCUCUGAAAAAAUUCUUAAGCUCCAAGUCUGGUUGUAAGUAGUUUUUUCAUGUCAUCUAAAAGAAGCAGUUAGACAUGGGGUCGGACUUUCUUGAGUAAUGGGGGGUUUUUUAGUAAAGCUUCCACCCAGGUUCUUAAUAAACCAGUAUCCAUACACAGAUGGAAUCCAUUUGGUCAGCAGGAAUCAGAAGUUAAAAAAAUCUUAGUCUUCGCAUUUUGAUGUGUCUUACAGUUUGAUAACUUUCACAAAGUAUUUUCCUGCCAUCACCUUAACUAGAACCGAGGCCCAAGUGGUCUGACAGCUCUGCUCAACUUAGUAUUUUAUUUCUUAGAACUCUCAAGAGCCAUUUGGUCAUAACAUACAUUCCUAUCAGAUGUGUUUUAAAAUAAGGAAUGUGGAACUUAAUACAUUUCCUUUAGAGCUACCAUACUAUUUUUUGACAUUAAGUGUGUGGCACCUAGACACCAUGUCAUAUCUAGUUAAUGAGCAGAAACAAGCACAAGUUACCACUUGACCAAGUGAUAGUCCUCUGUAGGAAACUAAAUACCCAGCUACAGAGGGACGAGUAGCCUUGGGGAGAGAGCUGACUCAAGGGGUUAUUUUGUCCUUGGAAAGUUGGAGCAUUUUAAGUGUACAGAGUUUUCAUUCCUAGGCUAUUUUCCAUCGACUUAGUUUUUUGUGCUAGUGUUAAACUCUCUGUGGUUUCCUCUGCUUCUCCUUUGCUGAAGUUGGUUUGUGUUUUGUACUUUUGUGCUAGUUCUGGCUAAUUCCAAUUGCUUGCUUUCGAAAUUGCGGUUGCUAGCCCAAAACUUCUUAUAGUCUUUGUUAUAAGAAAAUCUCUGCAUUGUUUAAUGAAAAUUAAAUAAACAGGUUGUAUAAUUAA
Messenger RNA from Mus caroli (Ryukyu mouse), 3659 nucleotides. RefSeq names its product cleavage stimulation factor subunit 2 tau variant (gene Cstf2t). Gene Ontology annotation, molecular function: mRNA binding. Gene Ontology annotation, cellular component: mRNA cleavage and polyadenylation specificity factor complex. NCBI's taxonomy places the organism in Eukaryota, Metazoa, Chordata, Mammalia, Rodentia, Muridae. The record is from RefSeq and is a predicted model, not a curated record. Gene Ontology annotation, biological process: mRNA 3'-end processing.